AUGCGGCUUAUUCCAGAUGUCUCUCUUCUGGUUUUCAAGUGCAUUGCCUUUGUCCAUGGUCAUGGUCCUAACAAAACUAAGUUUAUCCCUCGUGCUCAAAAUGUGUCUUCGUUGGGUAUCCCCUUCACCAGCGAGGGGGAGAGUACUAGUGAAGAGACUAACUGGUCUACAUCCUCAGUCCCUAUUAACCUUCCCGAACUCCUUCCUGAACCCAUCCUAAGUGCCUAUGACACUAUUCUACCCAGUAGACAAGUCUCUUGGAUAAACUACUACAGAAAGAAUCUCAUAAAGGAAAUGGUGUCCCCUACUACUCCGUCAUCUCUGGUCCAUGAAUUUGAACCAAUGCAAGCUCAAGGUACUACUAGACCUAAUAAUAAUACUAACUUGUGUGGUAAGGAUGAUAUUGUUGAUUUGGCUGAGAAUGACAGGAAUGAUAUGUUAGUUCUAGAGAACAACAGGGUUGCAGGUAGUGAUGAAACUUUGAUAGAAACACGAGAGGUUGAGAUUCUUCCUCAGGAUGGAAAAUGUAAUCAAAAUUCCAUUACAUAUAAGGAAUCAGACAAACCAGAGGAUUAUGCUCUUUCUCUUGACAUACCCAUUGCAUUGAAAAAGGGAACCAGAUCCUGCACCAAGCACCCCAAGUAUAGUUAUAAGUCUUACAGUAAUUUGUCUUCUAAGUUCAGGGCAUUCGCUACCAGUCUUAAUACAGUAAUAAUACCAAAAAACAUACACAUAGCCAUUGAAAUUUCUAAGUGGAAGAUUUCUAAGUUCAGAGCUCUUGAAAAUACCAAAAAACAUACACAUAGCCAUGUUCUAAGUGAAAUUUCUAAGUUCAGAGCUCUUGAAAAGAAUAAUAUAUGGAACCUUAUUAAUCUUUCUAAAGGGCAUAAAACAGUUGGGUGCAAGUGGGUGUUCACUCUGAAGUAUAAAUUAGAUGAAACUCUAAACAAGUACAAGGCCAGACUUGUAGCAAAAUGGUUUACUCAAACUUAUGGGAUAAAUUAUUCUUAG
Molecule: messenger RNA, 1011 nt
Organism: Benincasa hispida (wax gourd)
Lineage: Eukaryota; Viridiplantae; Streptophyta; Magnoliopsida; Cucurbitales; Cucurbitaceae
Source: RefSeq, a predicted model, not a curated record